GUACAUUAUAAAAUAACAAAGCAUUUUUCUUUCUUUUUAUCUCUUUUUCUUACGUAAUUUUCUCUUAAGUGACAUCAUGAAGUUGCAAUGAACCAUUGGCAGAUAGCUCUACCUCAUCUACUUCGGUAUGAACGGCAGUCGUAAGCGAGAAUUCCAAGCGAGCAGAUCGCUUUAACUUGAUAAAAUAAUUAAUCACGUUCAACAUAUUGCAUUGGAUUAUAACCUGAGAGUUGCCUUACACAAUUGUAAACAGUGAUAUUAGCACACAAGCUUUUACGACACUGGUGUUUAACUUUAUUUCGAACAAAAGUGGGUACUCCGAUUAAAUAAAUCGUCUAUUAUGGAAUACUGGACGAUUGCCUUAUCAAUAUUAGCCGUUGUACUCACUAUUUAUUACUACUCGUCUCGCAAAAACUCGAACGAAUUUCAACAACAUGGAAUUCCACAUGCAAAAAAAAAUUCUAUCUUAGGAUGGAUUUGGAAAGUUUUCAUUCGACCAAGAAGCUUCGCCGAAAUUAUUAAAGAAUUAUACGAAGUUCAUUCCGAUGCUAAGUACAUUGGUGCUUUUAAUUUCUCACAACCAAUCGUAAUAAUUCGCGAUCUUGAACUGAUCAAAUCUAUUGCUAUAAAAAAUUUCGACGCAUUCCAAGAUCAUCGUUUCUUUGGCAAUGAAACUCAAGAUCCGCUUUUUGGAACAAAUCUAUUUGCCCUUCGUGGCGACAAAUGGCGCGACAUGAGAGUGCUUCUGAGUCCAGCUUUUACAGCUAGCAAAAUGAAGGCAAUGUUUCAAUUGAUAUCCGAAUGUGGUGUGAAUUUUUCCGAGUACUUGAUGAACGUACCGAUGGAUAAGCGCGUUAUGGAAAUGAAAGACAUAUUCACGAGGUACGCCAAUGACGUGAUAGCCACGUGCGCCUUUGGUAUUAAUGUGGACUCAAUGAGAAAUCCGGAAAACAAUUUUUAUAUGUUUGGCAAAAAAGCGACAAACUUUGGCACAGUUGCUCUUAUAAAAAUCUUGUUGUAUCAACAUAUGCCAUCGCUAAUACGUUUAUUCAACAUUCAAUUAAUAGAUAAUCGUAUUAAUGCAUUCUUUGUAAAUCUGGUAGCUGACACUAUAAGGACUAGAGAGGAAAAAGGCAUUACACGUCCAGAUAUGAUUCAACUGUUGAUGGACAGCAGAGGUAAAAGAGAACCCGAGAGAGAAUUGACCAUUUUGAACAUGACAUCGCAGGCGUUUAUUUUCUUUGUCGCUGGCUUCGAGACCAGCUCGACGUUGAUGAGUUUCGUGGCGCACGAAAUUGCCGUCAAUCCGGAUGUCCAAGAGAAGCUGCAAAAUGAGAUCGACAAGGUUUUAGAAGACACGAACGGUCAUCCAUCUUACGAGGCGAUUAACGAAAUGAAAUAUCUUAAUGCGGUCACCAAUGAGGCUCUCAGAAAAUAUCCACCGCAACCAAUGACUGAUAGAUUAUGCGUGAAGAAUUUCGAGCUGCCUGCGACACUGCCGAACGCAAAACCGUAUCUCGUGAAGGAAGGAACGAUACUCUGGAUACCAUUUUACGCGCUUCAACACGAUUCAAAAUACUUUCCAGAACCGGACAAAUUCAAACCCGAGAGGUUCCUUGACGAUGGAGAUCAGUGUACCUUUGACGCUUAUCAUCCGUUUGGAUUAGGUCCGAGAAUGUGCAUCGGUAACAGAUUCGCACUGAUGGAGACGAGGACUUUGUUGUUUCACCUUCUGGCUCGUUGCCAAUUAAAGCCAUGCGAAAAGACUUCGAUACCUGUGAAGCUGCAGAGAAAGGGAUUCUCAAUGCGAAUCGAAGGCGGUUUUUGGUUGAACAUUGUUCCCAGAGAGAAUCAACAUCGUACGAUUACAGAACCAAACCAGUCGUGUCGAUUCCAGGUUCCAAAGUAACCCAAGGACGCAGUGUUAAAUAUAACUAGUAGUAAGAAUAUUCAAAAUAUAAAAGUCUGCAUGUGUGUGCGCACGCACACACACACACACAUACAAUAUUAAUAAGAAAAAUUAAUAUGCAAACAUUUGCGAGAUAUCAUGUAUGGCAAAUCUAUAAUUUACUUCAAGGACGAAAGCAGUUUUGACAAAAUUUUUUUUUCUAUUGUUAAAAACUAGAGACUAGUCAAAGUUGUAUAUAGACAAUUUAAUGCAAUUUUGUGACUUUGUAUUAAAUUAUUGUUUAUUGAUAUAAAUCACAUUAUAUUAACAGUAAGUAAAACGUGGCAAAUAUAUCUGAAAAUAUUAAAUAAAUCGACAAAUGUAGCAUAUUUUAUCUCUGUUGCAAAUUUAUUAUGCUGAUAACAACAAAGAUAAUAACAGAGAUACUUGUGAUUAGAACACAAAAUACGUUAUUUCAAUAACACUUACGUAAGCGAUGACGAAUCGGUUGCCAUAUUAGAAAGAUUGUCUCGAUGUAGCAAGCAGUUGACCGACAGCUUCCGACACGUAACGUUGUACCUCAAUAUCUCUUUUUGUUAACAGCACGAUAAAUAAAAAUAUUCAAGAAACAAACUGAUUACAA
Molecule: messenger RNA, 2531 nt
Organism: Monomorium pharaonis (pharaoh ant)
Lineage: Eukaryota; Metazoa; Arthropoda; Insecta; Hymenoptera; Formicidae
Product: cytochrome P450 9e2-like
Exons: 1
Coding region: 341-1909 (522 amino acids)
Molecular function (GO): iron ion binding; monooxygenase activity; oxidoreductase activity, acting on paired donors, with incorporation or reduction of molecular oxygen
Source: RefSeq, a predicted model, not a curated record